Phytophthora sojae is the source of this 1278-nucleotide messenger RNA. RefSeq lists its product as hypothetical. NCBI's taxonomy places the organism in Eukaryota, Oomycota, Peronosporomycetes, Peronosporales, Peronosporaceae. Gene Ontology annotation, cellular component: cytoplasm; cytosol. The record is from RefSeq and is a predicted model, not a curated record. The transcript has a single exon. Gene Ontology annotation, molecular function: ATP binding; Hsp70 protein binding. Bases 22 to 1278 code for a protein of 418 amino acids. Gene Ontology annotation, biological process: response to heat; protein refolding.
CCAGCUCGUAGACUAGUCGACAUGUUCGGCGGCGGCUUCGAGAGUUUCUUCGGCGGCGGCUUCGAGGGCGGCCCCGGUGGCCCGUCCAAGCCCGUGGACAACAGCAAGUUCUACGAGGCGCUGGGCGUGCCCAAGACGGCCACGGCCGCCGAGAUCAAGAAGGCCUACCGCAAGCUGGCGCUCAAGAACCACCCGGACAAGGGCGGCGACCCGGAGCUCUUCAAGACCAUUACGGUGGCCUACGAGGUGCUGAGCGACCCGGAAAAGCGCGAGCUCUACGACCAGUACGGCGAGGAGGGCCUGCAAAACGGCGGCGGUGGCGCGGACGCCAGCGACCUCUUCUCGCAGUUCUUCCGCGGCCAGGGCGGCCGCCGGCCGCGCGGCCCGCAGAAGGGCGAGGACCUGACGCACCCGCUCAAGGUGUCGCUCGAGGACCUGUACAACGGCAAGACGGUCAAGCUGGCCGUGAACCGCGACGUGCUGUGCGGCCGCUGCGAGGGCCGCGGCGGCGCCGAGGGCGCCGAGAAGACGUGCGACACGUGCCAAGGGCGCGGCAUGCGCGUGCAGCUGCGCCACAUCGCGCCCGGCAUGGUGCAGCAGAUGCAGAGCGUGUGCCCGGACUGCCGCGGCCAGGGCAAGAGCAUCCGCGAGAGCGACCGCUGCAAGGGCUGCAAGGGCAAGAAGGUGACGAAGGAGCGCAAGGUGCUCGAGGUGCACAUCGAGAAGGGCAUGCGCAACGGCCAGCGCAUCACGUUCUCGGGCGAAGCCGACCAGGCGCCCGGCACGGUGCCCGGCGACAUUAUCUUCGUGGUGCAGGAGAAGGAGCACGCCACGUUCCAGCGGAAGGGCGGCAACCUCAUCAUGGAGAAGAAGAUUAGUCUGGUGGAGGCGCUCUGCGGCUUCGAGAUGAUCGUGGAGCACCUGGACGGCCGCCACCUACACAUUAAGACGCGGCCCGGUGAGAUCAUCAAGCCCAACCAGUUCAAGGCCGUGCACGGCGAGGGUAUGCCCACGCACGGCAACCCGUUCGUCAAGGGCCAGCUCGUGAUCCUCUUCAAGGUGCAGUUCCCGGAGAGCGGCAGCCUCUCGGAGAAGCAGCUGAGCAUGCUCAAGAGCACGCUGCCCGCCCCCACGCCCCUGGCGCCCGUGGCCGAGUCGGAGGAGUGCUUCCUCUCGGAGUUCGACGCCGAGGCCGCCAAGGCCGAGCAGCAGCAGCGCGAGGCCUACGACUCGGACGAGGAGCGCGGCGGCCAGCGCGUGCAGUGCCAGCAGCAGUAG